AUGGAAGCUUGUCACUCUCCACAGCAAUCCAAUGUCACUUCAUACGGGGCCACAACUCUGGCCAUCAUCAGCCUGGAGGCCUUUGCUGGCAUGUGGAUAAACGCUUUCCUUGUUUGUGUGCUUUGCAUUGCCUGGGUCAAAAAGAAAACCCUGAACUCUAAUGAGAAGAUCUUGCUGCUUCUGGGAUGCUCCAGGUUUUUCUAUUUAGGCAUCUCAUGGGUAUAUUCCUUUCUUUCAAUAAUUUAUCCCAAUUACCUUUAUGUUCACACCAUAAUUCAGCUUAUUGUAUAUUUUCAAACCUUUUUUAAUAAUUGCAACUUGUGGUUUUCUGCCUGUCUUUGUGUUUUUUAUUGUAUAAAAAUUGCGAAUUUCAGGAACAGGUUCUUCAUCUACCUGAAAGUAAAAAUUGACAGGAUUGUGCCCUGGCUCUUGUUGGGGUCAGGGAUUUUAGCCUCAGCUGUAAGCAUCAUUAUCUAUGACCUCGCUGAAACUGACAGUAACAACCUCAAUUUCACCUGCCUUGGAAAUUUUUUGGAAGCAAGUGUCAGAAUGGAUAAACAUUUUUUCUCUUCUUUUUUUCUCAUGGGCUUUGGAUAUGCUGCUUCAUUUAUGGCAGUCAUCUUUUCUGCUGUUUUCCUUCUCUUUUCUCUCUGGAGACACAAACGCAAGAUGCAGACAAACUCCAGGAACAACCUCAGCAUGGAUGCCCACAUCAGGGCCAUGAAAUCAAUUCUCUCCUUCUUAGUGAUGUACAGCAUCAAUUUCAUAUGUUUGAUCCUGACAAUAAUUUAUGUCAAUAAGAAUGAAAAUACCAUGAUACUUCUUAUAUCCAUAUAUCUGAAUGCAUUUCCAGGUGUUCAUUCCCUUAUUCUGAUUUUUGGUAAUCCCAAGUUGGAAAAGGCACUGCUAAAGAUUCUCUGCUAUGUGAAGUGCAAGUUUUUCAUGAAGUAG
Molecule: messenger RNA, 951 nt
Organism: Corvus hawaiiensis (hawaiian crow)
Lineage: Eukaryota; Metazoa; Chordata; Aves; Passeriformes; Corvidae
Product: taste receptor type 2 member 116-like
Exons: 1
Coding region: 1-951 (316 amino acids)
Biological process (GO): sensory perception of taste; G protein-coupled receptor signaling pathway; detection of chemical stimulus involved in sensory perception of bitter taste
Cellular component (GO): membrane
Molecular function (GO): bitter taste receptor activity; G protein-coupled receptor activity
Source: RefSeq, a predicted model, not a curated record